AUGAGGUAUGGAAGCUUAGAGGAUGUUUUACAUGAUCAAAAGAAAGCUGGGAUCAAACUGAAUUGGGCAGCAAGGAGAAAGAUUGCCAUUGGAGCUGCAAGAGGUCUGGCUUUUCUUCACCAUAAUUGCAUUCCUCAUAUAAUUCAUAGAGAUAUGAAAUCGAGCAAUGUCCUACUCGAUGAGAAUUUGGAGGCCAGAGUCUCAGAUUUUGGGAUGGCAAGGCUGAUGAGUGCUAUGGACACGCAUUUGAGUGUCAGCACAUUAGCAGGUACCCCUGGCUAUGUUCCUCCUGAAUAUUACCAGAGCUUUAGAUGUUCUACAAAAGGUGAUGUUUACAGUUACGGUGUAGUUUUGCUCGAGUUGCUUACAGGGAAAAGACCUACAGAUUCUGCUGAUUUUGGUGAUAACAAUCUUGUGGGGUGGGUGAAACAGCAUGCAAAACUUAGACUUAGUGAUGUCUUUGAUCCAGAGCUAAUGAAAGAGGACCCGAGCCUUGAGAUUGAGCUUUUACAACACUUUAAGGUUGCUUGUGCUUGCUUGGAUGAUCGACCAUGGAGACGUCCCACAAUGAUUCAAGUCAUGGCAAUGUUCAAGGAAAUACAAACAGGGUCUGGACUUGACUCCCAGUCGACCAUUGCCACCGAGGAUGGAGGCUUUACUGCAGUUGAAAUGGUAGAGAUGACCAUAAAAGAAGUCCCUGAAGGUAAGCAGUAG
Molecule: messenger RNA, 714 nt
Organism: Theobroma umbraticum
Lineage: Eukaryota; Viridiplantae; Streptophyta; Magnoliopsida; Malvales; Malvaceae
Gene: BRI1
Product: Leucine-rich receptor-like protein kinase family protein
Biological process (GO): protein phosphorylation
Cellular component (GO): membrane
Molecular function (GO): ATP binding; protein kinase activity
Source: RefSeq, a predicted model, not a curated record